GCACGCAUCAAUCUGAAACUUUUCUGCCCAAACAGAUCUUGAUGAUAGGGGCUAGACAUUCCUUCCCGUCGUUGUUAAGAUCGCAAGGAAUUUCUCCGUCGUAUUCACAGUUGUUAUAUUUGGGCAGCGGCGUCAGCAAGGGUUACGUCAUCACUUGGCGAUACGAAGCAGCCGCCCGGGCUGGAGGAACUCAGCCGCGCCUGUCAGCUACACCAACAAAUUGACAUUGCGGCGCAGCCAGCCGACGUCGCAUUCUACGCCUGUCGGGAUACCAUCAGGCCCAUCGCCUCCCGCUCUUGGAGACACGACUGUCCGCCUCAGCGACAGCAAACCCAUCGGAUCCGCGCAAUCGCGCCCACCAUAAGCAAACCGCACAUGCGACCCUAAUCCCUCCCCACAACAACCCACACGACCACCGCAACCAUGAACGGCUGGCUAGUCUUCAUCAUAAUCCUGCUCCUCCUCCUCUCCUUCUCCUACUUCGGAUGGUACUUCUACGCCCGCUGGAACGCAUCCCGCAAUGGCCUGCCACCACCCUCCAUGAACCCAAUGGUAGCCUUCAGCCGCUCCUCUGACGCUGGCGCAACCUCAAACUACCCGGGUCCUGCCCCCACCGGCAUCAAAGGCUGGUUCGACACCCAAGUGCGCAAGUUUAAGAACAGAAACAACCGGUACACAACGGGGAGCGGCUACGAAGACGCCGGCUACAGCGGAGGACGCGGCGUCGGUGGGGGCCGCGGCGCGGGAAGUCGUCUUGAUCCUGAUGAGGCGUGGAGUUCGCGCGUGGGCGACGAGGCAUACUACGAAGAGCAGGAACUUGGUCUGCAUGAACCUGCGCCUACCCACGGUGGACAGACCGCGAAUCCUUACGCCAAUCCUACGCCGUACAACAACGCCGAGCCAAGUCGCGGUCGUAGCCGCACACGCGAUUCGUACGAUGAACAUCUUGAUGCGCAGAGUGGGAGGAAUCCGUUUGGCGACGACAACGCGGCGAGUCUGAGGGGUGUGAGUCCCAGACCGGUGCUCGAUGCGGACACAAGUUAUCGAGGUGGUGCCACCGCGACUAUGCCGAGCGUGAGCAAGCAUAGGAAAGCGGGCAGUGUGGACAGUGUCGAGAAUAGCCCGACGGAGAGCCGGAGAAGUGUGUUCAGGGAAGGGUUGUAACGUGAUGGAGAGUUUGGACGAGGAUUUUUUGAUAUUAUACCUAUGUUGGACUGGACUGGUGUUUCGAACUGGGGUCUUACUCUCCGGAAUGGGCUUGAAUGAUAUUUAGUUGCAUUUCAUAAUCGGCGGGCAUUGCGUGAUGUCAGAUUGACUAACAGCACAUAGGAGACAAGCAUCUUAACAAACAUUUGACAGCAAAGACCAAAUAAAUGUUACCUCUCGCACGUCCGGGUCAAACACUGUUUAUCCAGAACUUUAUCCUAGA
This is a messenger RNA of Alternaria rosae, 1429 nucleotides long. RefSeq lists its product as uncharacterized. Bases 424 to 1164 code for a protein of 246 amino acids. Lineage: Eukaryota; Fungi; Ascomycota; Dothideomycetes; Pleosporales; Pleosporaceae. The record is from RefSeq and is a predicted model, not a curated record. The transcript has a single exon.